Messenger RNA from Nomascus leucogenys (northern white-cheeked gibbon), 1324 nucleotides. Lineage: Eukaryota; Metazoa; Chordata; Mammalia; Primates; Hylobatidae. The record is from RefSeq and is a predicted model, not a curated record.
GCUCUGGAGCCUGGGAAGAAGAUGCAAGCGAGCCCCAUCCAUAUCCCAACUGUUAGCAAUGACAUCGACUGGGAUUUCUGCUUCCGUAUGUCACAGCAAACCGAGAUCCCAGCUCACCAGCAAACAGAUGAGUUGUAUCCCACUGGUGGGUGUGGAGAGAGUGAAGAGGAAACUAAAGCUAAAGAGGAGGAGAAGGCCGUAGACUGUAUGUCUCAUCCCAAAGAGAAAUUAGCCCAUUCCCAGAAGAAAGUAGCUCAGCUGAUUAAGGAAAAAAUGAAUACUCAAGCAAACAAGGAGCUGAUUCGAUGUGUCAUCCUUUCUCGGAUUAUUUUUGGGGACCAUCACUGGAAAUGUGCACGAGCUCUGGCCAACCUAGCUUAUGGCUACUUGACACUGAGAGGCCUCCCGGUUCAGGCCAAGAAACAUGCUACAUCAGCCAAGAAUACACUGUUGACCUGGAAGGCAAGUAUGACCUCAGAUAAGGAGAAAGAGGAAAUCCUGGAAGCUCUGGUCAAGCUGUACUACACUCUGGGCGUGGCCUGGCUCCUGAAGAACCGUGGCAGAGAAGCCUAUUUCAACCUGCAGAAGGGAGAGAGAAACAUGAAGGAGCUGAAAGAAUUAUAUAAAGGAGGUGAUUGUGAAUUACAAGUCUCUGAGAACGACCUAACACUUGCUUUGGGCAGAGCCUCCGUGGCCAUCCACAGACUGAACCUAGCUCUGACAUACUUUGAAAAGGCAAUUGGCGAUGUUAUUGCUGCCAAGGGUGAUAGGACGUCAGAUCUGAUCAACCUGUAUGAAGAAGCUGCUCAGAUAGAGCAGCUGAGGAAGAACCACAACCAGGCCAUCCAGUACUUGCAGCAGGCUCAUUCUGUCUGUGUUUCUUUGUUCACUGAAGUCAGCCCCAAAACUGCAGAAACGAGUGCGUUACUGGCCAAAGCUUAUGCCAUGUCUGGAGAGGCCCAGCACAGGGAUGCUGUUGAGAUGUAUUUCAUAAAAAGUAUCAAUGCAUAUCGAGCAACAUUGGGCUCAGAGGAUUUUGAAACACUGAGCACCACUGAAGAAUUUUGCAAAUGGCUUGUCCAAAGUGGAGAAAGACAGGACAAGUAGCAGUUCAUCCCGAUAGAGAAGAGAAGCCAUUCCUGGAAGAAGGAACUCUACAUACAAAGGCACAGAAGCAUGACAGAGGGCACUGUAUGAAGGAAUGGUAAGUACUUUACAGCUGUUGUACAGGGCAGCAUGUCCUGAAGGGGGCUGCAAGAAAUGCUGAUUCCAAGGGAUGUGCAUCAGUUCUCUGGGGGAGGAAGAAAGGCUCUGUGGUAGAAAG